Messenger RNA from Phycomyces blakesleeanus NRRL 1555(-), 820 nucleotides. RefSeq lists its product as hypothetical. The transcript has 8 exons. Gene Ontology annotation, cellular component: endoplasmic reticulum membrane. NCBI's taxonomy places the organism in Eukaryota, Fungi, Mucoromycota, Mucoromycetes, Mucorales, Phycomycetaceae. The record is from RefSeq and is a predicted model, not a curated record. The coding region runs from base 42 to 785 and encodes 247 amino acids. Gene Ontology annotation, biological process: ceramide biosynthetic process; ceramide catabolic process.
UUCUCUUUAAAAUUUUUUUGGUUUGAGAGAUUUCGACUGAAAUGAGUCAUCAGGAUGGUUACUGGGGACCAACUACAAGUUCGGUUGACUGGUGCGAAGAAAAUUACGUACAUUCUUACUAUAUUGCCGAGUUUUGGAAUACAAUAUCUAGUCUGGCAAUGGUUACAAUGGGAUUAUUAGGAUUUUCACUGCAUCAUAACUCUUUGGGGUUGAAAAUCUCGACUAGCUAUUUAUUUAUUGUUGUGGUUGGAAUUGGCAGUGUAUUAUUUCAUGGAACACUUCAGUUUGAAUAUCAAAUGUGGGACGAGGUUCCAAUGGUCUGGACAGCAAGUUAUCUGUUGUGGGUUCUGUUGAGUGAUCAAGGCUACCAAUAUGGACUUGCUAUUGGAAUCUAUUGUGGACUAGCAACCUACCUAACCAGUCAGUUCAAGGGAUCAAUACAGUUUUAUCUAUUCCAAACAUCGUUCGGAGUUGUCAUGUGGAGUUGCUUCUGGCUUGUCUGGAAACUGUACAAGGGAGUGCAGAAUAAGCAAGUCAGCCGACUGUUCCGCCAGGGCACACAAUGCCUUGUACUUGCAAUCCUUGUAUGGCUGUUUGAUACAAACCUGUGUUUUGUGUUUGAUUCCUUACCAAAUCCGCAACUUCAUGCUUGGUGGCAUAUUCUGAUGUCUGCAAGUCUUUACCUAUUCUUUGCUGGGUGCGGCCAUGAAUCAAUGAGAUUACAUGGAAAAGAGCCAAUGAUUGAAUAUUGGGGGAUCGUACCUUUUGUUAGCAACAAAAGUUAAAAAUUAUAUAAAUUCUUUAUUUUUAAAACCAACCC